Messenger RNA from Gossypium raimondii (Peruvian cotton), 1596 nucleotides. RefSeq lists its product as uncharacterized. NCBI's taxonomy places the organism in Eukaryota, Viridiplantae, Streptophyta, Magnoliopsida, Malvales, Malvaceae. The record is from RefSeq and is a predicted model, not a curated record. The transcript has 10 exons. The coding region runs from base 112 to 1377 and encodes 421 amino acids. Gene Ontology annotation, cellular component: catalytic step 2 spliceosome.
AAACCAAAAAGAAAAAAAAGAAGAAAGAAAUUCGACCAAAAUAUAUCCAUCGCGAGGGUUUUCGAGUUAACCUUGGUCGUCUUUUCUAUCAAAUUAACAAGUAAAUUCCAAAUGGGAAGCACCGCCGUCGAGAAGACAGCAGAAGAGCUUCAGCGAGAGAUUGAUGAGCUUCAUCGCCAGCAACGCGAGAUUACAGAGAGGCUGAGAGAUCCUCGAGGACUCCGAAGAGGAGGACUGUCAGGCAUCGGUCCUCGUAACUUCGCCGCCAAUGGUUCUCGCCAGCGUGGCUUUCUUCGACCUGCGGAUAGGAUUGAUGGAGAAGAUCAACCUCCGGCUAAGAGGCGAUUGUCAUCAGCUGUUGUCAAGGUUGAAGAUGGAGAGAUUGUUGAUGAUGAAGUAGCAAAGGAUGCCAGUGACAUGGCUGUCGAAGGAUCUGGUGCAGUACAUGAGAGUGAUAGAAAGCUUUCGACUCAGCAGCAAAGUGGUUGGUCUAGAAGGGAUGUAAAUCAAACACCACUGAAGAAGGAUGCCGAAGUUCCGGUUGCUGAGCAUGUUCCAAGGAUUUUGCCCAAGGAUGAGGACCCAAGCUUGAUUAAUAGGAAUAAAAGAAUGUUGGGUCAACUUUUAGGGACUUUGGAGAGAUUCAGGAAAGAAGAUAAGCAACUUUCAGGGACAGAGGCAUAUAUGAGACGGUCAAAUUCCUUGCAAAGAGCUGAGCAAAGAGCUCGCGAAGAAAGUGAGAAGCUGAGGCAACAAGAGCGUGAACAAAUAGCAGAAAAGAGGAGGAGAGAUCUGACUCUCAGGGCUCGUGUGGCUGCCAAGGCUGAAGAAAAGAAGUUGGAGUUGUUGUUUCUUCAGUGGAGUGAGCACCACAAAAAGCUUAGCAAUUUUAUAAGGACGAAAACUGAGCCUCCAAUAUAUUAUUUACCAACUAAACCAUUGCAUGAAGAUGCAGCCAUAUAUGAGCAGCAGAAAGAACAAGAGUAUUUGGAAUGGAAGACAGCAAGGAGGGAGGAACUGUCUGAAUAUCAGAAACAGAUAGGAGAAGAAUAUGUAGGGAACGUGGAAAAGGAGUUGGAGAGGUGGCAAAAUGCUCGGAAAGCUAGGAAAGCAAACAAUGACAUGAACCUACAAGAAACAAUGGACAAAGAAUUGGAUAGCCAUAGACUGGAGCAUGGUCCAAAGAAGAGAAAGAUACCAGGUGGAAACAACAAUGAAGAUGAGGAAGAUGUGGAAGAUAUCAAUGUUGGGGAAGAUGAUAUGAUGGAUGAUGUGUUGGGUGUUGAUGAUAAUAAUGGUAGGAGGGGAGAUGAAACAGCGAAAGCAGAGCCCGAUAACACUAGUCCAGUUCCUGAUAAUAAUGUUGAUCAGCUUUGAACCUUAGGCCGUAGGUCAGGUCAAUCUUUACUAGUAGGUCUUUUCUUUUUGGUUGUUUUAGCAUUCAUUUUGGCUGGCAUGGCAUGAUUCCUCUUUUUGUUUCUCCUUUAACCCGUUACUAGAUUAGAUUUUAGAUGCGUUUUCCUAUAUAAUGCCCAAAUACUUAUUAUCUAAAUAACAAUAGCCGUUACCAGAAAUUAGAAAUUCGUGUUGAAGUCA